This is a messenger RNA of Hydatigera taeniaeformis, 444 nucleotides long. The record is from the annotation of a GenBank genome assembly. Lineage: Eukaryota; Metazoa; Platyhelminthes; Cestoda; Cyclophyllidea; Taeniidae.
AUGCAUCUACUCAGCUGUGCUAAACGUGCGUGCGAAGCGGGUAUUGCAGCCUGUGUUCCUGGUGCUAAGAUCUCCACCAUCUCAAAAGCCAUUUCUCAGGAAGUCUACGAGUGUGGGUGCCGGGUUAUCGCGGGAAUCGGAGGUCACGGUAUCGGAGACUUCUUCCACGGCCCACCACACGUGAGUCACUGCGUCUUCGAGGAAGAAUCCGUCGACGCUGGGCUCGAGAUGCUUCCCGGCCACGUUUUUACCAUCGAGCCGGCCAUUGCUGCUGCUGCUGCUGCUGCCGACCCACUUUGUGUAGAUGAGGUGACAGAACAUGUGGCAAUGCCGACUGUCCUGAAAGACGGCUGGUCUGUCUGCACGUCGGACAGUGCGCUGACCGCGCAAUUUGAGGAGACCAUUCUUGUAACGGACAACGGUCCCCACAUCCUGACCCGAUAA